Equus quagga is the source of this 4611-nucleotide messenger RNA. RefSeq names its product kinesin family member 7 (gene KIF7). Gene Ontology annotation, biological process: mitotic spindle organization; microtubule-based movement. NCBI's taxonomy places the organism in Eukaryota, Metazoa, Chordata, Mammalia, Perissodactyla, Equidae. Gene Ontology annotation, molecular function: ATP binding; microtubule binding; microtubule motor activity. The coding region runs from base 128 to 4177 and encodes 1349 amino acids. The record is from RefSeq and is a predicted model, not a curated record. The transcript has 19 exons.
GAUGUCUCGGGGGGCGGGGGUCCCAGUGACGGCAUCGGAGCGCGCCGCGCCCGGGCUCCGAGCCUGACUGCAGCGCGGUGGCGCUGCGCUGACACCCAAGCAGGGCCGGGAGCAGCCCUCCCUUGACAUGGGUCUGGAGGCCCAGAGGCUGCCAGGGGCCGAGGAGGCCCCGGUGAGGGUGGCCCUUCGAGUCCGCCCGCUGCUGCCCAAGGAGCUGCUACACGGGCACCAGAGCUGCCUGAGGGUGGAGCCGGGGCACGGUCGCGUCACCCUGGGCCGAGACCGACACUUUGGCUUCCAUGUGGUGCUGGACGAGGAUGCCGGGCAGGAGGCAGUGUACCAGGCCUGCGUGCAGCCCCUUCUCGAGGCUUUCUUUGAGGGUUUCAAUGCCACCGUCUUUGCCUACGGUCAGACAGGCUCUGGGAAGACGUACACCAUGGGGGAGGCCAGUGUGGCCUCCCUCCAUGAGGAUGAGCAGGGCAUCAUCCCCCGGGCCAUGGCCGAGGCCUUCAAGCUCAUCGAUGAGAACGACCUGCUUGACUGUCUCGUGCACGUGUCCUACCUGGAAGUGUACAAGGAGGAGUUCCGAGACCUGCUCGAGGUGGGCACCGCUAGCCGUGACAUCCAGCUCCGGGAGGAUGACCGUGGGAAUGUUGUGCUGUGUGGGGUGAAGGAAGUGGAUGUGGAGGGCCUGGACGAGGUGCUGAGUCUCCUGGAAAUGGGCAACGCAGCGCGGCACACAGGCGCCACACACCUCAACCACCUCUCCAGCCGCUCGCACACAGUCUUCACGGUGACCCUGGAGCAGCGGGGGCGCGCCCCCAGCCGCCUGCCCCGCCCCGCUGCGGGCCAGCUCCUCCUCUCCAAGUUCCACUUCGUGGACCUGGCGGGCUCGGAGAGGGUGCUCAAGACAGGCAGCACAGGCGAGCGGCUCAAGGAGAGCAUCCAGAUCAACAGCAGCCUCCUGGCCCUGGGCAAUGUCAUCAGUGCCCUGGGUGACCCCCAGCGCCGCGGCAGCCACAUCCCCUAUCGGGACUCCAAGAUCACCCGCAUCCUCAAAGACUCGCUGGGGGGGAAUGCCAAGACGGUGAUGAUCGCCUGCGUCAGCCCCUCCUCCUCCGACUUCGACGAGACCCUCAACACCCUCAAUUACGCCAGCCGCGCCCAGAACAUCCGCAACCGCGCCACCGUCAACUGGCGGCCGGAGGCCGAGCGCGCGCCCGAGGAGGCGGCGGCCGGCGCGCGGGGGCCGCCGCGACACCGCUCGGAGACGCGCAUCAUCCACCGUGGCCGGCGCGGCCCGGGCCCCCCCGCCGCCUCCGCCGCGGCCGCCGCCCGCCUGGGCGCCGAGUGCGCGCGCUACCGGGCCCGCACCGACGCCGCCUACAGUCUCCUGCGCGAGCUGCAGGCCGAGCCUGGGCUGCCCGGCGCCGCCGCCCGCAAGGUGCGCGACUGGCUGUGCGCCGUCGAGGGCGAGCGCAGCGCCCUGAGCUCCGCCUCUGGGCCCGACAGCGGCAUCGAGAGCGCCUCGGCCGAGGAGCGGGCCGCGCAGGCGCCCGGCGCGCGCAAGGGGGCCAAGGGCCAGGAAGAUGAGGGGGCGCUGCAGCUGCUGGCCCUGCAGAGCCAGGUGGCCCGGCUGGAGGAGGAGAACCGAGACUUUCUGGCCGCGCUGGAGGACGCCAUGGAGCAGUACAAACUGCAGAGCGACCGCCUGCGUGAGCAGCAGGAGGAGAUGGCGGAGCUGCGGCUGCGGCUAGAGCUGGUGCGGCCUGGCUGGGGCGCCCCGGGGCUCCUGCAGGGCCUGCCUCCGGGGUCCUUUGUGCCCCGGCCUCACACCGCCCCCCUGGGGGGUGCCCACACCCGUGUGCUGGGCAUGGUGCCCCCUGCCUGCCUUCCUGAAGAUCAAGUUGACCCUGAGAAUUGGGGAGAGGUGACAGAUGGCAGGGAGGCUGGAGCCAAGGUGCUGGCGGAGGUAGACAGGCUGGGAAGUGGCUCUUCAGCUGCGUCGGAGGAGGAGGAGGAGAAGGAGGAGGAGGAGGACCUGGCCCGGCGGACCCUGCACCUGCGCAGGAACGGGAUCAGCAGGUGGAGCCAGAGGGGGGGGCCCCGCCCAGGGAGCCCGCCCGAUAGGAAGGGCUCAGAGCUUCACCUUGAGGAGCUGGGCGCAGCUAUCCCAGGGCCCAGAGCAGUUGCUGGAAGCAAGGCCCACGCUCGGCUGCGCCAGGGCCCCGCUGCCAUGGCCUCUGAGUGGCGGCUGGCCCAAGCCCAGCAGAAGAUCCGGGAGCUGGCCAUCAACAUCCGCAUGAAGGAGGAGCUCAUUGGCGAGCUGGUCCGCACAGGGAAGGCGGCCCAGGCCCUGAACCGCCAGCACAGCCAGCGCAUCCGGGAGCUGGAGCAGGAGGCCGAGCGGGUGCGGGCCGAGCUGAGCGAAGGCCAGAGGCAGCUGCGGGAGCUUGAGGGCAAGGAGCCCCAGGACGCUGGCGAGCGGUCCCAGCUGCAGGAGUUCCGCAAGAGGGUUGCUGCCGCCCAGAGCCAGGUGCAGGUGCUGAAGGAGAAGAAGCAGGCGACAGAGCGGCUGGUGUCACUGUCGGCGCAGAGCGAGAGGCGGCUGCAGGAGCUCGAGAGGAACGUGCAGCUCAUGCGGCAGCAACAGGGGCAGCUGCAGAGGCGGCUGCGCGAGGAGACAGAGCAGAAGCGGCGCCUGGAGACGGAGAUGAACAAGCGGCAGCACCGCGUCAAGGAGCUGGAGCUGAAGCACGAGCAGCAGCAGAAGAUCCUGAAGAUCAAGACGGAAGAGAUCGCAGCGUUCCAGAGGAAGCGGCGCAGUGGCAGCAACGGCUCUGUGGUCAGCCUGGAGCAGCAGCAGAAGAUCGAGGAGCAGAAGAAGUGGCUGGACCAGGAGAUGGAGAAGGUCCUGCAGCAGCGGCGGGCGCUGGAGGAGCUGGGGGAGGAGCUCCACAAGCGGGAGGCCAUCUUGGCCAAGAAGGAGGCCCUGAUGCAGGAGAAGACAGGGCUGGAGAGCAAGCGCCUGCGGUCUAGCCAGGCCCUCAACGAGGACAUUGUACGCGUGUCCAGUCGGCUAGAACACCUGGAGAAGGAGCUCUCGGAGAAGAGCGGGCAGCUGCGGCAGGGCAGCGCCCAGAGCCAGCAGCAGAUCCGUGGGGAGAUCGACACUCUGCGCCAGGAGAAGGACUCGCUGCUGAAGCAGCGCCUGGAGAUCGACGGCAAGCUGCGGCAGGGCAGCCUGCUGUCGCCCGAGGAGGAGCGAACGCUAUUCCAGCUGGAUGAGGCCAUCGAGGCCCUGGAUGCGGCCAUCGAGUACAAGAACGAGGCCAUCACGUGCCGCCAGCGGGUGCUGCGGGCCUCGGCCUCCUUGCUGUCCCAGUGUGAGAUGAACCUCAUGGCCAAGCUCAGCUACCUCUCGUCCUCCGAGACCAGGGCCCUGCUCUGCAAGUACUUUGACAAGGUGGUGACGCUCCGAGAGGAGCAGCACCAGCAGCAGGUUGCCUUCUCGGAGCUGGAGAUGCAGGUCGAGGAGCAGCAGAGGCUGGUCUACUGGCUGGAGGUGGCCCUGGAGCGGCAGCGCCUGGAGAUGGACCGCCAGCUGACCCUCCAGCAGAAGGAGCACGAGCAGAACAUCCAGCUCCUCCUGCAGCAGAGUCGAGACCACCUUGGUGAAGGGUUAGCAGACAGCAAGAGGCAGUAUGAGACGAGGAUCCAAGCUCUGGAGAGGGAGCUGGGCCGCCACAUGUGGAUAAACCAGGAGCUGAAACAGAAGCUCGGUAGCUUGAGUGCUGCGAGCCAGAGCAGGGGUGGCGAGAAGAGGACCCCGUGCCUGGAGAACAGACAGCUGCCUGGAAGUGAAGAUGAGCUCCACCCAGCACCUGAGCUUUGGCAGUGCCCCCUCACUGAGGGCGCCCCCCGAGCCCGGGAGGAGAUGCGGGACUUGGUCCACGCACCGUUACCGCUGACGUGGAGACGCUCGAGCCUGUGCGGUGGCGAGGAGCAGGGUUCCUCUGAGGAGCUGCGGCCGCGGGAGGCCGAACCCCUGGCAGGGCGGGUGCUCCCCAUGGGUGAGGGUGGGCUGCCCUGGAACCUUGGGCCGUUGCCCAAGCCCCGGCGUGAACUGCGGAGAGCCAGCCCGGGGAUGAUCGAUGUCCGGAGAAACCCGCUCUAGGCUCCGGGCCGAGGGCCUGGCGGGGAUGCAGAGCCUGCCCAGUGGUGUGGCAGCCCGGUCGCCUCUGUGAGGGGCAGUCUGUGCCUCUCUCAGUCAGUCCUGAUCUGCACGCUAAUUAGUCAACAAAUGUGGGCCACAGCCCAAAGGAACUGGACUCAAAACAUUUUUUAAAACAUGCAGAUUCCUACCAGUCACUUCCUGUAAGCUGUGGUACCCAAUUGCCGUCUUGUGGCUUGAGUUUUAGGACAGUUCUGGUCUCCAGCCUAUGUGGAUGGGCCAUUGGCUCUGGGGUUCAGCCAAGGCUUGUCACAGAAUGGCCAGUGGCACCAGGGUUGUGGUUGAAAUGUCUUAUGUAUAUGGGGGGAAUCGGGAAACCUAGCAUAUUUGUAGAAUUUUGUAAAACAAUUUUAUAAUAAACAGGAAUAAUCUCUGAA